Meira miltonrushii is the source of this 1737-nucleotide messenger RNA. Its product is annotated as Metallo-dependent phosphatase. The record is from RefSeq and is a predicted model, not a curated record. NCBI's taxonomy places the organism in Eukaryota, Fungi, Basidiomycota, Exobasidiomycetes, Exobasidiales, Brachybasidiaceae. Bases 248 to 1252 code for a protein of 334 amino acids. Gene Ontology annotation, molecular function: hydrolase activity, acting on ester bonds. Gene Ontology annotation, cellular component: cytoplasm. The transcript has a single exon.
UAAAACGGUCCGAGGAUCCGUGCUUUCCCCCAUUGUUGCAAUCCUAAUUUGGCCUUUGAACUAAGCAUUACUAUUUCUUUAGCGUCAUUUAAGGAACGUGGUCUAAAACAUCCUCAAAUGGAUCGAUGUUCCUGACUCUCAGUGCAUUGAAACAUGCAUAGAAUUGGUCUGUAAAAGGUAGAGGUGGAAGUGGCAACAACCCUCCUCCUUCUCUCCCGUCACCUACCACCGCUCAUCCUUCUCCGUCAUGGCUGCUGUCCUCUUCCUUCUCGCACUUUUGUGUGGAUUGGUUGCAUGUGCACCUACACGAUUAUCACAGUCCACAUUAAUGGCUCGCAGUGAUGACUGUUUCAAAGGUCACCCAUACCCUGCCAACCUCCCGCUCUUGCAGUUCAAGCCUUGCACAUCACGGCUUCCAUCCCAAGGUCCAAGUUCCUCCUCCUUCAAAGUGAUGGUGAUCACUGAUACGCAUUUAUUGGACGAUCAAACCGUUCCGGGAAAUGCAAGCAAUGUUGCCCGUGCAUCAAGGAAUGCUGUUCGAACAUACAUCUCACAAGAACAGCCGGAUUUCGUUGUUCAUCUUGGUGAUAUGAUCAGUGGAGAAGCAGCAAAUAAUACAAAAGACGUUCAAAGUGCAAUACGUGAAAUUUUAAGUCCAAUGAAAGAUAAACGAAUUCCAUUUUCAACCACAAAAGGUAAUCAUGAUAAUGAAAAAUAUUCAACGCAUGGAAGCAUUACCGAUAUCGAACGUAAUUAUGCACCUUCUUUGAGUUACACACGUAAAGCACCGGCAAACGUUGGAGGAGGAGAAUACGGAACGGAUAAUUAUUGGAUUCCAAUCUUUCAGGCUGGUCCUGUUGAUCCCAAUAAAACUGCUCCAAAAGUCUUGCUCUGGUUCUUUGAUUCUCGUGCCGGUAGAAAGAUGCUAUCACAAGGAUAUGGACCGGUAAAUGAUUGGGUAGAUGAUUCAGUGGCAGAUUGGAUUACAAGCGAAACGGAAAAGAUGGAAAAAGCUUGGGGUCACGUUCCACCAGGAUUAAUCUUUGUUCAUAUUCCCGUUCAUGAACAUUACACAACCCAGAAUGAUCCUCCUUAUGCUGAUCAUGUUGGUGGAGUGCCGGAUGAAACGCCUGCUAAUUAUACCAACAAAGGUCUUGCCUAUCAAGGCCUGAAUGAUGAUAAACCAUUAGCAUCGCAAGGUCAAGAAAGCGAUCAAGGUGAGUACAGUCAUCGAAUCCAGAAGAGUCAAUAAAAUACUGAUAAGCCACUCUUUCCCCCUCAGACACAUACACAGGUCAGGACCGCUCAUUCUUGAACGCAUUCAUGAACAGCAAAGCAGGAAAAGCAUACGUACACGGCAUCGUAAGCGGUCACGAUCACGGUAAUGAUUGGUGUGCACCAAGUUCACUCAAAUCAUCCGCAGGUCAAAUUGUACCAGUUUGUUUUGCAAAACAUUCAGGUUAUGGUGGAUAUGAUUAUGAUAAUUGGAAUCAUGGUGCUCGUAUUUUUGAUUUUAACGAAGAAAACGUUCAAGAUGGCGUUCAAACGUAUGUUCGAUUUGAAACUGGUGAAAAACGUUAUUCAACCAAUUUGAAUUCGAAAUGGGCCAGUGAAGUGCCUGCUUAAAUAGUAUAUCUCUUCAAUAUGAUGAUGAUGAUGAAUGAUGAUUGUAGUGUCUUAACCCUUAACCCCGGAUUUUAUUUAAGCUCUACACGCAGCCAGCCAGCCUAGUGCCCA